Hipposideros armiger (great roundleaf bat) is the source of this 4738-nucleotide messenger RNA. RefSeq names its product solute carrier family 30 member 5 (gene SLC30A5). NCBI's taxonomy places the organism in Eukaryota, Metazoa, Chordata, Mammalia, Chiroptera, Hipposideridae. Gene Ontology annotation, cellular component: Golgi apparatus; cytoplasmic vesicle; membrane. Gene Ontology annotation, biological process: intracellular zinc ion homeostasis; zinc ion import into Golgi lumen. The record is from RefSeq and is a predicted model, not a curated record. The transcript is spliced from 13 exons. Gene Ontology annotation, molecular function: zinc ion transmembrane transporter activity. The coding region runs from base 132 to 1868 and encodes 578 amino acids.
CAAAAUAUAUUGUGUUACUGUGUUUCACUAAAUUUUUGAAGGCUGUGGGACUUUUUGAAUCAUAUGAUCUCCUAAAAGUAGUUCACAUUGUUCAGUUCAUUUUUAUAUUAAAACUCGGGACUGCAUUUUUUAUGGUUUUGUUUCAAAAGCCAUUUUCUUCUGGGAAAAGUAUUACCAAACACCAGUGGAUCAAAAUAUUUAAACAUGCAGUUGCUGGGUGUAUCAUUUCACUCUUGUGGUUUUUUGGCCUUACUCUUUGUGGACCACUAAGAUAUAAAAAGGACUUUGCUAAUUUUCUUAAUGUGCCCACUUGGUUCUUUUUUCCUAGUUUUUCUCUUCAUUUUCAGACAAGGGGGGCUGCUUUUUUCAUUAUUGCUGUGAUCUGUUUAUUGCUUUUCGACAAUGAUGAUCUCAUGGCUAAAAUGGCUGAACACCCUGAAGGACAUCAUGACAGUGCUCUAACUCACAUGCUUUACACGGCCAUUGCCUUCUUGGGUGUGGCAGAUCACAAGGGUGGAGUAUUGUUGCUAGUUCUGGCUUUGUGUUGUAAAGUCGGUUUUCAUACAGCUUCCAGAAAGCUCUCUAUAGAUGUUGGUGGAUCCAAACGUCUUCAAGCUUUAUCCCAUCUUGUUUCUGUGCUUCUCUUGUGCCCAUGGGUCAUUGUUCUUUCUGUGACGACUGAGAGUAAAGUCGAGUCUUGGUUUUCUCUUAUCAUGCCUUUCACAACGGUUAUCUUUUUUGUCAUGAUCCUGGAUUUCUAUGUCGAUUCCAUUUGUGCAGUCAAAAUGGAAGUUUCCAAAUGUGCCCGCUAUGGGUCCUUCCCUAUUUUUAUUAGUGCUCUACUUUUUGGAAAUUUUUGGACGCAUCCAAUAACAGACCAGCUUCGGGCUAUGAACAAAGCAGCACACCAGGAGAGCACUGAGCACGUUAUGUCUGGAGGAGUGGUAGUGAGCGCUGUAUUCUUCAUUUUGUCUGCUAACAUCUUAUCAUCUCCCUCUAAGAGAGGACAGAAAGGUACCCUUAUUGGGUAUUCUCCUGAAGGAACACCUCUUUAUAACUUCAUGGGCGAUGCUUUUCAGCAUAGCUCCCAAUCGGUCCCUAAGUUUAUUAAGGAAUCGCUAAAACAGAUCCUUGAGGAGUAUGACUCUAGGCAGAUCUUUUACUUCUUGUGUUUGAACCUGCUUUUUACCUUUGUGGAAUUAUUCUAUGGCGUGUUGACCAAUAGUCUGGGUCUGAUCUCAGAUGGAUUUCACAUGCUCUUUGACUGCUCUGCUUUGGUCAUGGGACUUUUUGCGGCCCUAAUGAGUAGAUGGAAAGCAACUCGGAUUUUCUCCUAUGGGUAUGGCCGAAUAGAAAUUCUCUCUGGGUUUAUUAAUGGACUUUUUCUAAUGGUAAUAGCUUUUUUUGUGUUUAUGGAGUCAGUGGCUAGAUUAAUUGAUCCUCCGGAAUUAGACACACACAUGUUAACAGUAAGUCUUCUUAUUUUUCUAUUUGAAUUUCUGCUCAUACUCAUACAGUUUUUUCAUGCUAAAGUUUAUAUGUUUAUAGUUAUUGAUCUAGGAAGACAGAUACAGAAAAUUGAAGGAUUAAUAUCAUAUCGAGACCCUCAUUUUUGGCGUCAUUCUGCCAGUAUUGUGGCAGGAACAAUUCAUAUACAGGUGACAUCUGAUGUGCUAGAACAAAGAAUAGUACAGCAGGUUACAGGAAUACUUAAAGAUGCUGGCGUAAAUAAUUUAACAAUUCAAGUCGAAAAAGAGGCAUACUUUCAACAUAUGUCUGGCCUGAGUACUGGAUUUCAUGAUGUCCUGGCUAUGACAAAACAAAUGGAGUCCAUGAAAUACUACAGAGAUGGUACUUACAUCAUGUGAAAUAACUCGGGGAAUUACCCGUGGUGUGUGAACAAUGAAGAUUAAAAUAACUCAGUAUUUAUAAUAUUGCCAGAAGGAAGAAAAUUGCACAUAAGUGUACAGAAACAUGCCAUAUUUGAAAAAAGUUUAAAACUUCCUACUGUUGGAUCAAGGAAUCUUUCUAAAGGAAAUUUAAAUACAAAAUGAAGCAUUAAUUGUUCAAGUAAAAUAAUUAUUUGAAUUAUGUAUGUAACAAGAAUCUUAAAAUUUUAGUGAACAUGAUGUAUUACAUCAUCUUUAAUAAUGAACAUAUAAUGAUGGAAUUGAGUGAAGACCAAAAUUACUUCUGUGUUUACUUUCUGUUAGAAAGCAUCUCCAUUGUAAAUAAUGUAUUUACAUGUUUAUUACAAAGACCCAAAUGAAAAAUUUUUAGUCAAUUUUUUGCAUAGCCCUAAGAUAAAAUAGGAAUAAAAGUUCUAUAUUUAUGGAUUUUCUGUAUAUAAAACUGGUUUCUAAUUAUAAGUUAAAUCCAUGAAGUAAAAUCUGUACUGCCACUUUAAAUGUAAACUAAAUUAUUUGGGAGAAACUUCAACCACUGAUACGAGACAAGCAGUGAGAAUAGGAAAGUAUAACAUUAUAAUUUUUGAUGUAUUACAAAAACCAACCACUCUGUAAAAUAAAUUUUUUACUUUUGAUAAUAUUUGCAAAUGAAUACUUUAUUAGGGUAAAGAACUUAUACUGAGUUGUGUCCAUGUUAUUUAUUCACUUGUCUUCUGCCUCUAAAGUAGAAUAUUCCAUUUCUUAUUAUGCAUCUGGAAUUCCUAGUUGCCUAUCAAGCUGGUAUCCAAGCAAUGCUAGGCAUUGCAUCUUUUCAUUUAGCUCUGUAUGUGGUGGAACAGCCAGUUGAGAGAACCAUAAAUAAUUAAUUGAAUGUUCUGCCUAUAAAUGUAAUUUUUAAUACAUUUCUGGAACAUGUAAAUAUAUAAGAAAUAUCAAAGCAUAUACAUAGGUAGUUAUUUUGAGGUUUAAUAAGUAAAUCUUAUCCAUAAACACUUGGGCACCAUGAAAUCAAAAUACUUACCUUAUAACUACUUUUUAUAGUAAUAUCUAAUUUAUAUUUUUUAAUUUCCAAUUUAAACUGAAUGUAUAGUCUGAAAAGACUAUAUGAUAGAUAUAUGCAGUUUUAUAAAACCAAAGAAUGUUGUCCAAAAGAAACAUCUCUUUAUGAGAAUCUGAAUAUUUUCACCCUUAUACUAGAAAUUUUGAUAAAUAGGAUGAAUUAAUUUUAGUAUGGGUACUAUUUUUUUAUCUAUACCAUAAUGGCAAAUGUGUAUUGUAAAUCAUAUUUUUGUCUUACUAAUUUUAAUAUGUGAAAGAUUUAGAAAUUUGUUGUAAGUUAUUUUGAUAUUCCUUGUCUUCUCUUUACACUGUCUGGUCCAGAAUCUUCUAUACAUACUAAAAUUUUUGAGUGGUGGGAAAAUAAUUGCAUAUUGAUGUUUCAAUGCAAUUUUUAUACUUGAAAAAAUUUUUAAGUAGGUAGGUACAAUAAAUAUUGCACCAUCAUUAAAAUUGUCAUUUCUCUUAGACAGCUUAUAAACAGCAAGAAAAUUAAUGUGACUGAGAGAUACCAAAAUGUGAGCGAAGGCAGGAGUUGAACAUUAAAGGGGUACAGGUGGAAAGUAGGAAAACUCCAGUAUUGAAGAGCACCAGGAUACUAGUUCCAGCUCAUACAAACCAUGUGACUUUAGGCAAAUAUCUGAGUAUCUUUUUUUCCCCUCAUACAUAAAGAAUAAAAUAUGCUCAAAUUCACAGCGUUAUGAGGAGCAAAAAGAAUAAUGUAUGUGAAAAUGAGAGUUGAAAAGGGCUAACUAAAUAAAGUGAGAGAAUUAUUAUUUUAAACCUGACUUCAGAAGUUUUUUUCUAUUGAAAUCAGUACCUAAGAGAUUAAUUAAAUAUUAAGUGAACAAAUAAGCUUAAAAUAAUAUACAAAACAGAAGCCUAUGUCUAGUUUGACCCAAGAAGGGUAGUGGUGGUUGCUUAACACACCUAUUAGUUUCUCUCAUUCCCUUUCUCUCCAACCAUUGUUUUCCAUUAUUACCAAUUUAGGAGCUCAUAAUUUCCACUUAGAAUAAACUUCACAUAUUUUAUAAUACAGAUUUAUUGUUCCUUUUACAUGAUAAUAGAUCAAAAUUCAAACUUUUCUAAUUUCAACAGAAAAAUAAAGCUAUAAAUAGAGAUCUCUAAAGGAUUCUGGUUUUAUUUUAAAUUUAGAUUGAUUCUCCCCUCAAAUAUUAAUGCAGAGAUGCAUGUUUACUAGUUAAUGGUUACAUGGUCAAAAAUUUAAAAGAGUAAAUGACAAAAAGCCUCCCACCUGUCAAUCAUACACAGCUCUCUUCUAAAAAUUACCACUCUUGUCAGUUUCUAGUAUACCCUUCCAGAUAUUUUAAGAAUAUACAAGCAAAUGCAUGUAUGUAUUAUUUUUUACUUAAAAAUUAUUCCAUAGUUGAAAUAAAGCAUCUUGGUUCUUUUUCUUAGCUGUAUAGUAACCCUAUUGAUAGAUAUUUUUUUUUUAGGUUGGUUCAAAUCUUUUGCUAUUGUAGACAGUGCUGAUACAAAUAGCCUUGUAUUGUACAAACAUCAUUUUGCAUAUGUGCAAAUAAACAUGUAGAAUAAAUUCAGACAAGUAGAAUUUUGGAGACAAAGGGUUUAGGACAUUUAUAAAUCUAAAACAUAUUGCUAAAUUGCACUCCAUAGAUUGUCACAGUUUACCCUUCCAAAUAGAAAUUUAAGGCAAACAUUUCUUAUGGCCUCAAUUUGUAUGUAAGUUAAUUAUGCAAAAAGAUUACAUAUAGAUGUCAAACUAAGUUCAAUUAUAAAACCAGUAAUGUUUA